AUGUCUUCAGUCAAGUGGUCUCUGUUGAACCUUCAUGUCUGGAGCUCGGUGUUGGAUGUCUACUGGAGCACAUUUGCUAUACCAUUUGUUAUUUUUCCCUAUAUGGCAGGAAAUGGAAUAGGAGUUUUGUCAAUGCUAGGCUUGAAUACAGGAUAUCAAGUUUACUUUUCGGUUAUGAUAGUUUCAGUCCUUGUCGCCACAAUGGUACGAGUAUACGAAAAUCGAUGGUUCUUGCUAAGCCGGAACCGGAAAUUAUGGAGACGAAUUCGUGGUUAUGCAUGUAUCCUGAAUUAUAUUAUCAGUGCGAUGUUUUUCAUUCCUUUUCUAUUUUUUGUGCCAGAUCAAAUGAAAGCAGUGCCAGUGGUGUUAGAGAAAACUCCCUGCUACCAUUUAUAUACCCAAACCAUCCCAUUAUACGUAUUCACUCUGAACCCUAUCCCAGUCUUGGCCACUGUCGCAUUAUUCAGUGUCCUUCAAAUUUCCCUUAUGAGCUUAUUUGUUUGUCUGACUGUUCGUGUCCUAUCGAUUCAAGCUAGACGAAACACAACAUCGCAGUAUACUGUAACACUGCAUCGAAAGUUUUUGUAUGCUCUUAUGGCACAGACAGGGCUACCAGUGAUUUUAGUAUUCUGUCCGCUGCUUAGCUUGUUUUAUUUGGUGCCGAUGGGAUAUCACAAUCAGAUGAUAACAAACUUCAUAUUCAUCUCUGUAUCCCUUCAUGGGUUCUUCUCAACUGUCCUACUUCUUCUGGUCCAUCAACCAUAUCGAUUGGCAACGCUACGAAUAUUAAAAUGUGGAUUCAAUUUCUACACUUUCUACAAAAUUUUCGAGAACGAAAAGUUUCGAGAUAUCUUUAACUCGUUCCUCAUGCUACCUUCCACUUCUGCAACUCAAUUCACCAUUUAUUUAUGGACACUUCUCUACAUUAAAUUUGGAAAUACUAUGGCUAAUAUGGUGUUAUUAAUAGUUCACAGCAUUUUGAAACCGCAAUACCAAAAAAGUUCACUAACUACUAAAUAUGCUAUGGAAGAGAUCACGAAGACUUCGAAAUUCACUAUGACCAUCACGUUCACCCAUCUGCUUUUCUUUGGAAUCUACACAGCCUGCAGUCUAUUCGUUCGCGUUCUUGGCCAGCAAUUUUUCGGGAGUUUUAUUAAUUUCUAUGUGGCUCGAGGUAUUAAUUGUGCAGUUCCCACUUAUAACUUGGUGAUUGUUAUUGUUGGGUUCAUAUCGUUAUAUCAUUUGAAUAGGAAAAGGAAUCAAGCAGUAACGACGAAUGUUCAAAUGAUGUCAAUUGGGAAUGAGGGAGCGAAGAAUUAUGAUGAAGCGAUAACUAACAAGUGGGCUACGGUUGUUAGUGGGAAGGUGUGA
Caenorhabditis remanei is the source of this 1371-nucleotide messenger RNA. RefSeq lists its product as uncharacterized. Gene Ontology annotation, cellular component: membrane. Gene Ontology annotation, biological process: sensory perception of chemical stimulus. The transcript has 6 exons. Gene Ontology annotation, molecular function: transmembrane signaling receptor activity. NCBI's taxonomy places the organism in Eukaryota, Metazoa, Nematoda, Chromadorea, Rhabditida, Rhabditidae. The record is from RefSeq and is a predicted model, not a curated record. Bases 1 to 1371 code for a protein of 456 amino acids.